CUCCCAAAACCGUAAAUUUAAUACUACGAAACCACCAGAAUACGAUCCCUUUUGAUUCCGACUCCUUCUACUCCAUACCUCAAAGAUGGCGCGCUCAGCAACAGAUGCAACGAGAUUUACAUCGACGACUCCACACGCUGCUACAAAACCGAAGCCCGUAUCGAGAAAUCCAGGUCCGCCGGGAGAAACACCACAACAGAGAGUCAAGAGGUUAAGAGCUGCGGCAGAUAAAGCUAGAGAUGCACAAAUAUCGACCUUUGACAAGUUGAUUAUGAGGGGAAGAGUGUGGGCGGAUAAGGCGCAUAGGUUUACAGCUUUUAGUCUGAUUGGACUUACUUGUAUGGUUUCCCCGCAGCCGUUUCUCAUUCCAAUCCGGAGUCCGAUACUCGAAUUCUUUACUCUUGAGGAUCUCUUAGCUCGAGGGCAGCACAUUUGCUAAUUCUUAUGUUUGUAGUUAUUGCCGGUGGCGUCACAGUUUAUGCAUUGGGAGAUAUGAUGAUAUAUAAUCGCAAAAGACGCGCUGAGUUCUUCGCCGAACAGAAAUUUCAAUAUGCCAUGGCUCUCGAAAGCGCACAAAAGGCCGCUGCAUUUGGCACUGCAACCGAAUCACAACUAGAAUUUUUGGAUAGGGAAAAGGAACGGGAAGAAAAGACGAAAAUCGCCGAAGAAGCCAAAAAGAAGUCAGGGCCAUGGAAGAAGAGCAAGGAAUGGCUAUUUUCGGGCUUGAAGAAGGAGGAGGAAGGGGAUAAUGUGGGUACUAGUGAGAGAAGAUUGGGAUAUGAGGCACUGAGUGAAGAGGAUGAUAGUCUUGGUGAGAGGGAGAGCGAUGUUCUAAGGGCGAUUGAAGAGAAGAAGAUGGCAAUACAGGACAAGGCAAAGUCUGUUUUUGAGGCGGAAAAAGAAAGACAAAAAAGAGGUGGUCCCCUGGAUAGGAUAGGGACUGAAUCGGAGGAGGAAAAGCCGAAGUCUGGUGGUUGGACAUCAUUCAUGAUAAGGAGGUGAGUAAUAGGUGUGAAUGGGAAAGAGCAGAAACAGGGGAGAUGAAUGAAUGUCUAUGUAUCAUAUGGGAUGAUGGUGUCUUGCAUUGGUCUUAGGGUCCGAUAUAUUCUCCCUGUAAAAUUGGAGGUCAAAAUCGCGAAGUCGACAUCUCUUACUCUGGAAUUUCGUUCAACCUUCUGAAUCACGUGUCAAUGUGCCGUUGUGUUGGAAACCCUCGAAUUAGACUUGUGCAGUAGUUCGGAAUCUAAUGUUCGGAGGCUAUAUGUCGAGAUCAGAGACAUCUACUUUCGGUAAACUGGGUUCAGAACAGCGGA
Messenger RNA from Sclerotinia trifoliorum, 1313 nucleotides. The record is from the annotation of a GenBank genome assembly. Lineage: Eukaryota; Fungi; Ascomycota; Leotiomycetes; Helotiales; Sclerotiniaceae.